Molecule: messenger RNA, 2054 nt
Organism: Procambarus clarkii (red swamp crayfish)
Lineage: Eukaryota; Metazoa; Arthropoda; Malacostraca; Decapoda; Cambaridae
Product: limbic system-associated membrane protein
Biological process (GO): synapse organization
Cellular component (GO): neuron projection membrane
Source: RefSeq, a predicted model, not a curated record
CGGUUCAGGAUCUUUAUUUUUCUCUACUGAGAUGACUAAGCCUAGUUCCUGACAUGUGUGCAAUAGAGUUCAGAACAUUUUGGGUGUUGGUAUACCCAUUGGUGUAGAUCAGUAUAUCAUCUGCAUAGCUAAUGUGUUCGCUGGGCCUUCCGGUUACGGACGGACCGAAACGACGUCGUCUCUUCAUCUUCUGGUGUGUCAUCAGCCACGUUAUUGUGACUCAUCUUCUGCAUACGAUUUUAUGUUCCGUUCUGACAUAUAGCUUUUCUAAGGUCAGGGUUGUGUUCGGCAGACCUCCACACAUCUAUAUAUGCUUGAUAGACAAUGUCGUCUAUAUGUAUAGAUGCCAUCUAUAGGUAACGUAUAUCUAAUAGAUAUAUUAGUACAUUGUAUAUCUGUACACUGUAUUUACGGUGUAUGGCAGACGUUAGUUUUCAUUGCAGACCUGAAGCCUUAUGCGACCUAGGGCUUCAGUGGCUUUACUUUGUUAUGCUAAGGCACGUUUUUACAAUGUUAAAUAUUUUGAAAAAUUCUUAAUUUGUUUAUUGUGAAUAUAAAAUCAUCUAUAAAAAUGGCAUUACAGUUACGCUGACAUUAAAUUCUACAAUAUUUAACACUGAAGAAUCCCUACAAGGGCGAUGGUGGGUGGAGGGUGUGAAGCCUAGCUGCUGCUCCCAGUCACCCCGGGGACACGCGGCCUCUCGCGUCUCACUCCUCCACAGCAAACAUUUCACAGCUCAAACGUCGUCGUUUCUUCGUUUUCUUAUGUGUGGUUUGGUCACAGAUCAAACAUAAAAAAUAUAUUGGUAGUUCUGAAAUUUUAUUUGAGAAUAAGAUAAUAUUCACAAGGGUCUCAAAUGCACGAUCGUUUAAAUAAUAAUAAUAAAUUGUCACUGAAAUAUAUCUGCGUUAAUUUGUGAGCUGAAAGCGAUUUUUCCCUCUGGAGACACCCCCUGUGGUUAAAACAAUGUGUUCUGCCUGGAGGAAGAUGCCCAUACUCCUUCUUGCAACAGUUUUGUGCUCUACACCCAGCUUACUAGUGGGCUAUGAAUACCCGUGGGUGGUGGGCCAGGGGGUGCGGGCGGCAGAGAGGCGACCCCCGCGGUACAAUAUCACUGCUGUGCUGGCUGGCAAGACCAAGGAGGCGCUGGAGGGUCCCAGGCUGGUGUCUCGUCAGUUCUCUCGUCUCGUCGUGUCCUCCGGCUCAUCCGUCACACUCAACUGUACCAUAGAAGAUGCUGGAGACGUCUCGGUAACGUGGACCCGAGACAAGGUGGUCUUGACGGUGGACAGGCUCCGAUAUACGAGGGACGAGCGGGUGAGUGCUCUUCACGAGAGUGGGUCACGAGACCAUGGCCUGCGCUUCGCCCGUGUCCAACCACGUGACUCUGGUGUCUUUAGGUGUCAUGUUGACACACACCCCGAGCAAGUGGCUGAGGUCAAGCUCAUAGUCAUAGACGCUUACUCUGUGAUCUUUGGAUCGUCUGAGGUGUCGGUGGCUGAGGGAGCAACACUGUACCUGCUGUGUAUGGUGCUGCAGGUCAGUGAUGUACCGGAGUACAUCCUCUGGUAUCAUAACACUAACGUUGUUGACUACUCCAGAAAGAGCAUCUCGGUAAAGACAGAUGAAGAGACCAGAUCAAGUGAGCUACAAGUCCGGAACAUCAAUCAUACUGACGCAGGAAAUUACACUUGUGAACCUUCCAAUGCCACACCAGCCUUUGUUUCAAUUGCAGUAUUUAAGGAUACCAACAAGAAAUCUGGACCACCUCAAAAGUGUGAUGACUGUGUAUUAUUUAUUCAACUUGGAGCAACGUUUGCUUUCUUCACACUAAGCUUUGUAGUUGCCUUGUGUAUACACAGUCGUGAUCACAGGUCUGAACCUUGGAUACACCCUCUUUCAGAGGACCUCUAUUUUUCAACAGGUGUUGACAAAUCUCUGUAAGAGGCUCCAGAUCAGCAUAUUGGAACUCAAGAAAUGUAACUGGGAAGAGGAAGGGGGAGAGGGAAGAACAGUAGUGGGAGAAAAUCUGGGAAGAGCGGUAGAAAGAAGA